GUGACACAAACAAGCUAAACAUGCUAGUCGGUCAACUUGUAAUGUUGGCUCAACAUUUGGACCUCGAAUUUCGGACAAAAACAACAUAAAUAACGAAUAACUUCAAUGCAUGGCCGUAUUUCAAAGACACCAAUGACUUUGCUGAUGAUUUCAUCAAGGCUUCUACAUGAGGGCUGUUGUAAUGAACGCAUUAAUUAGGUGGCUUGACGCAAAAGCGUGAAAAUGUUUCGGUGAGUUGAAUUAAUGGCCUCCAACAUGGACAGCGACGUCAUUUACGUACGGGAAAGAGGCAAGCUACGUCGUGUCAGUGACAUUGUACUCGCACCACCCAAGCCGACCUCGUCGUGCAGGAGGACCAACCCGUUUGUGCAAAGGAAGGAGCACUUUGUCUUCACCUACAACGCAGAGGGCAGCCUGAGAUACAGCAGCAAGUCUCUCUUCGACAUCGCCCUCCUCUUCAUAGCUGACAACGUCCACCAUGUGGACUCCCUGGUGGGCUUCCCCGAGCAGAUAGGGGACAGGCUUUUUACAGCCGCCGAGGAGAACCGGGUCUUUUUGAACCCGGACCUUUCUCCUAAAGCCCUGCAGCUCUUCAGUGAUGCCUAUGGAGACAUGGUGCUGGGAUCUCUCUGCCUCAGGAAUAGGUUUCCUUUACUGAGCGAGAGGAUGGAUGACAUCAAAACCUUCCACAGUUUGAAAAGUUUAGACUUGUUUGGCUGCAGACUCGGAGACAACCACGAGAUCUUCCUGCACCUGACAUCCAGCUCGCUGGCAAGCUGCCUGAUCCAGCUCUGCAUCGGCGCUAACGGCCUGUCAGACGUGGGCCUGCAAAGACUGACGGCACCGGUCAGGAUGAAGAGGAAAGGACUGGACAGUCUUCAGUACCUGGAUAUGUCAGACAAUCCCAUCUCAGAGAGCGCUCUCAGGUAUCUUAAAUGUCUCCCCAAGCUACAAAACCUUGAUGCCUCCAGGACCAGUAUGAAGUUUGGAACGAGAUUAAAAUCGACAAUAUGGGAGAUGCUGGGAUUAAUUUACUCCGAGAAACCACUGGAAGCGUUCGAUCACUCCACAUGUAAAACACAAGGAUGGGCAGAACAGGUGGUGAACCAGUGGGAAACCAAUGGAGCGCAAAUGCCCAAACAGAAAAAACUGGAAGAAUCCAGAAUAUCGGCACUUCGCUUCUUCGGUAGGCAGAAGUUCAUCCGAGAGGUGCUGAACGCAGCCUCGUCAGGCGAGAAACCCGCAGCUGCAGCCACCACCUUGGAGAAGGAGCAACACCUGCACUUCUACAAACCUUCAACAGGAGGCGUCCCCCCAGACGCCGACUUAUCUUCCUCAGCCAACCAUCAAGUCAGGACGUCCAAAAGGAAACGCUUGCCGGAAAGAUGGGGCGGCUCAAAGACCAGCCCGCCGCCAAAACGUGUAUCAGUGGUGACGGCAGCAGACAUGGACUUGUUAGACAAAUAUGUCUAACGUCUUCUAUUGUAAUGCUUGGCUUUCAGGCAGGGGUGUAUCUUUUCUUUAAUGUUGUAGAAAUAAAGCUAUUUUAUAAAUCUU
Messenger RNA from Doryrhamphus excisus (bluestripe pipefish), 1557 nucleotides. It is a transcript of the gene lrrc42, whose product is annotated as leucine rich repeat containing 42. The record is from RefSeq and is a predicted model, not a curated record. NCBI's taxonomy places the organism in Eukaryota, Metazoa, Chordata, Actinopteri, Syngnathiformes, Syngnathidae. Gene Ontology annotation, molecular function: protein binding.